ACACUUAAAAAUACUUCUCUAUACAUGAAAUACUGAAUUGCAGUCAGUUUGGGAACCUCAGGUUUGUCCCCAGGGGUCAAACCCAUUGCUAUGUAAUAAAUGCUAAUGAAAUCAAAUAGACUGUUAUGUUGGCAGAAAACAGGCACAUGGAAAAUGUAGCUUAUUGCUUUGACUCUUUUGCAUAACAAAAUUGACAGCGCUGCCUGUUCCUAAUAAAUAUUACUCUAAAUAUGCAAGCAGAUGUGUUUACAGUUGCCUUCAAACUGCUCUCAAAAAAAAAAAAAAAAAAAAAAGACCUUAUUGACAAGCAGUUACCAGACUGCUAUCACAUAACUGUCCUAUUUUUACAAUUCAGUUUUCUUUCAUUGAAAGGAACAGUUAUGCAAUUGGUGGGAUGUGCUGGACGUCCUUCAGGAGGAACUGUGCAGCGAUGGAAAACUGCUACUUUUGUUGUUAAUCUACUGCUUUGAAUCCUAGGUUCUGCUGGGAGUCGAUGAACUAAGCCAUGAAGAGGCUGGCUCUGCUCUUUGUCCUACUGCUGCCAGCAUGCUUGGCCAAGCCGUUCCACCAGCAGGGCCUCUUUGACUUCAUGCUGGAGGACGAGGGCUCGGCCGACAUGGCUCCGACGGAUGAUCCCGUCAUCUCCGGGUUCGGACCCGUGUGCCCCUUCCGCUGCCAGUGCCAUCUCCGCGUGGUGCAGUGCUCUGACCUAGGUCUGGAAAAGGUGCCAAGAGACCUUCCCCCAGACACAACCCUGUUGGACUUACAGAACAACAAAAUCACUGAAAUUAAAGAAGGAGAUUUCAAGAACCUGAAGAAUCUUCAUGCAUUGAUCCUUGUCAACAACAAAAUCAGCAAAAUAAGCCCAUUAGCUUUUGCUCCUCUGAAGAAACUGGAAAGACUUUACCUGUCCAAGAACAACCUGAAGGAACUCCCAGAAAACAUGCCAAAGUCUCUCCAGGAGAUACGGGCUCAUGAGAAUGAGAUCUCCAAGUUGAGGAAAGCUGUCUUUAAUGGACUGAAUCAAGUGAUUGUCUUAGAACUAGGCACCAAUCCAAUCAAGAGUUCAGGCAUUGAAAAUGGAGCUUUUCAGGGGAUGAAGAGGCUCUCCUACAUCCGUAUCGCUGACACCAACAUUACAAGCAUCCCAAAGGGCCUUCCUCCAUCCCUUACUGAACUUCACCUUGAUGGCAACAAAAUCAGCAAAAUUGAUGCUGAAAGUCUGUCUGGACUCACCAACUUGGCAAAAUUGGGUCUCAGUUUCAACAGUAUUUCUUCAGUUGAGAAUGGCUCUCUUAACAACGUACCUCAUCUGAGGGAGCUCCACUUGAACAACAAUGAACUUGUCAGAGUACCCAGUGGACUGGGUGAUCACAAAUAUAUACAGGUGGUCUAUCUUCAUAACAACAAAAUUGCUUCCAUUGGUAUCAACGACUUUUGCCCUCUUGGCUACAACACCAAAAAGGCCAGCUAUUCUGGUGUGAGCCUCUUCAGCAACCCCGUGCAGUACUGGGAAAUCCAGCCCUCUGCUUUCCGGUGCAUCCAUGAACGCUCUGCAGUACAGAUUGGAAAUUACAAAUAG
Molecule: messenger RNA, 1582 nt
Organism: Cinclus cinclus
Lineage: Eukaryota; Metazoa; Chordata; Aves; Passeriformes; Cinclidae
Gene: DCN
Product: decorin
Exons: 7
Coding region: 506-1582 (358 amino acids)
Molecular function (GO): protein binding
Source: RefSeq, a predicted model, not a curated record